AUGUCAGCGGAGUGGCGACAAAAGGAGUUUCAAAAGCCUUGGAAUCCAAAGAUGUCAGCGGAGUGGCGACAAAAGGAGCUUUGGAAACCCAAUAUUCCCAAGAGGUGCUCCAAGGAGAGCCUGGCCGCGCAGUGCUCACCUUUGCCCCCGGUGGCCGGCACCAUUCGCUUAGCUUUGAGUCAGGCUGGCGAGAUUGACGCGGACUUUGCCAACUUUGUCGAGGAAAAACCUGAGGAUACCCACACCGGCUUACUCUGGUGCCCAAAGUGUCCCUGGAACGAGUCGUUCCACGCAUCAGAUCGAUGGGAGUGGAAGCAGGGCCACGGAAAGCCAUACCAGGUGUGGAUUCAAAAAAUGGUUUCCAAGGACAAGUGCAUCAAAGGUGCCAUGGGCAUGUUCGACCACAAGAAGGUCGUUUGCAGCCACCAUUUGGAGGGCAAGUGCGUCAAAGCAGCUGCUGACAAGUGCAAGUUCGAGCACCCCAGUAAGCAGAAGGUCGUCAAGGCUCUUGCAGAGCUGAUCCGUCGAGGGCGCCAGGGUGAAGAUCUUCCAAGCUCCGCAGCGUCGGAAAUGGGAUAUGGUGGAUACGAGGACUUGACGGAGCUCGAUUGCGUGAAGUUUCAGGUGGCCGGCAUUCCGACACAUUGGAAGGCCUUCUACAUCUUCUUUGUCCUGCUGCCGAAGUUUGCUCUUUGGCUGGCUGUCGCAAAGUCGGGAGUGCACUACUUGAUGGAAACUGCUGGAAUUGUGGAUUUGAUCGUGAAUUCCAUGGCGUUGACCUUUGUCUUGGAAGUGGAUGAGAUGGUCUUCCACCGCUUCACCACUGCCCUGACCAAGCACAUCAUGAACAACAUCGAGGAUCUCCCCAACUUUGACACUACUAGGGAGGAGACUGAGACAGAUCAGCAGGCUCUCGAGAGAUUCAAAGCUGAAGAGUUGGGAAAUGCCAGAUGGGCCAAGUUGCGUCUCUGCCUUCCCUGGCGAUUUCUGAUCGUUCUGCUCCUUGAGGCACUCUUCGUAUUCCACUACUACCACGUGAAUUGCGUAAAGCUUGAGGACGGCAGCUGGGUCUCCAAGGAGCUCCGAUUGCCAAAGGACUUGGCAUAUCGACCUGUGGAGCUGAUGUUCGGACUCUUGUCCACCGAUGGAGACCCUGUCUGGUCCAUGCCACCGAGUGAGUGA
Molecule: messenger RNA, 1182 nt
Organism: Cladocopium goreaui
Lineage: Eukaryota; Dinophyceae; Suessiales; Symbiodiniaceae
Source: the annotation of a GenBank genome assembly